Molecule: messenger RNA, 5711 nt
Organism: Oncorhynchus kisutch (coho salmon)
Lineage: Eukaryota; Metazoa; Chordata; Actinopteri; Salmoniformes; Salmonidae
Gene: spire1a
Product: spire-type actin nucleation factor 1a
Exons: 17
Coding region: 267-2402 (711 amino acids)
Biological process (GO): Golgi vesicle transport; establishment of meiotic spindle localization; actin filament polymerization
Cellular component (GO): cell cortex; cytoplasmic vesicle membrane
Molecular function (GO): microtubule binding; actin binding
Source: RefSeq, a predicted model, not a curated record
CUCUCUGCUGGCGGCUAUAAUAAAUUGCUGUACGUGGACUCAGUGGACGAGACAGUUGAGGAAUACGGACAUCACAACGCGGUUCGACGUUUAUUUAGUUCUGUAGCAAUACCUGUUUCGUACGCCUAAAUACAUACUAUUUUCUGUCGAAGACUGCCAUUAUUUACGUGGCUAUAAUAAUGGUGUGAAGGUGGAUAAACGGCCGGGGACCAACGCUUCUCCAAGAUUUCGGCGUUAAUCAGUAUCUGAACGCCGGUGCCGUGAACAUGGAUAUCGACGAUGGAGCAGAGGAGCUUUCCUUGGAGGAAAUCUUAUCGUUGUACAGCCAGCCGAUCAACGAAGAGCAGGGAUGGGCUGUUUGUUACCAAUGUUGCAGAACUUUGGUUCAGAAACACCGGAGGAUUAAUUCCAAGACCUCCAGCGCUUCAGUUGGGGAUUUGCCGAGAAGGAUUGAAGGACCUGGCGAUGUACGGAUUCUGAGAGAUGGAACCGUUCAAUUGCACCACCAAGACAGCACAGAUAAACCCAGACCUCCCAACACUUCCUUAGAGGUGAUUGAAUCUCUGGGAAUCAUGAUCUACAAGGCGUUGGACUACAGUCUGAAGGAGAGCGAGGAGAGAGAGCUCAGUCCGCCUCUGGAGAAACUCAUCGACAUGAUGACCAACGUGGCAGAGAAGGAGAGGGACCCCUGCCCUGAUGAAGGUUACGAGGCCACCGAGGAGGAGGAAGACACAAACACUGUCUGUAAUAUUAAAAGAUUCAGAGACGUCCUCACGCUGUGUACGUCCCACCUGCCCAGCCCCUCUGAUGCCCCUAACCACUACCAGGCUGUGUGUCGGGCGCUCUACGCCGAGACCAGAGAGCUACGCAGCUUCCUGGAGAAGAUCAGGAGUGCCAAAGAGAACCUGCGGCGGAUGGAGCGAGACACUGGAGAGGAACCAAUCAGAGAUGUCAACGAGCUACAGAACGCUGACUGGGCUAAGUUCUGGAUGCAGGUGAUGGGUGACCUGCGUAACGGGGUCAAACUGAAGAAGGUCCAGGAGAGACAGUACAGCCCUCUACCUGUAGAGUUCCAGCUCACACCUUAUGAGAUGCUGAUGGAUGACAUCCGCUUCAAACGAUACAAACUACGGAACGUCAUGCUGAAUGGAGACGUCCCUCCCAGGUUAAAGAGUGCUCAUGAGGUCAUCCUGGACUUCAUCCGCUCCAGACCACCUCUCAACCCUGUUACUGGAAGGAAGUUGAAGCCUCACCCUGCAUGGCCACAGACCCUACAUGAGCGUCUCUUAGAGGGCAUCAAACAGGAGAGGAAGCUACGGCCUGUUUCACCUGACGUGACCCGACGCAACCGCCUGGACUUGUCCACUCCAGAUGCCCCCAGGAAGCACGCCACCAGCACCCUGUCCUGUCCACCUGCUCCCGGGGUGGGAGGGGCUCUGCAUCAGAGGAAGAGGCUCCUGAAGGCGCCCACACUGUCUGAACUGGAAAGCUCAGAGUCCGAUGAUGAGCCCAGUCACAGCUCCUCCAGUUGGUCAGCAUCCGUGUUGGACGCCUCGUCUCCUGAAUCUGUCCUGGGGAAGAACGCAUCCCCUAGGUUCCUGCCCAUCACCAUGACUCCCCAGCCUGACAGUCGCCCCUCCCCUCAGAGGAGACACUCCAUUGAGAAGGAGCCCCCCACCAGCAUACGGCCCUUCACAGCCCCCACCAGACAGAGCUCCAAGUCUCUGGUGGAGAACCCCACCCCCAGCAGUGGUGUUAAGGUGGAUGACUUCUGCUACCCUGUAGAGUGUCUGGCUCUAACAGUAGAAGAGGUGAUGCACAUCAGACAGGUUCUGGUCAAAGCUGAGCUGGAGAAGUUACAACAGUACAAUGACGUCUACAACGAACUGAGGAAAGGAAAGCUGUGUUUCUCCUGUCGGACUAAAAGGUUCUCCUUCUUCAACCGGUCCUACACCUGCCAAUUCUGCAAAAGGCCUGUGUGCUCUCAGUGCUGUAAAAAGAAGAGUCUUCCAUCUAAGCCGUAUGCCAAACUGUCCAUCUCCUCUCUGGGAUCUACUACCACCAUCCUACCCAGGGAGGAGGCUGGAGGGACAUCAGCCUUGGACACCCCAGAGAAGCCCUCGUCCAGCCAGCGCCUGCGCCGGACUGUCUCCAGGUUAUCCAAACGCAAAAUUGAGCGGUCUAGUGACGAGCUGGAUCUUCCCAAGGAGCUGACAGAGGAUUGGUGUACCAUGGAGGUCUGCAUCGACUGUAAGAUGUUCAUCUCUGAGAUCAUCUCUAGCAGCAAGCGCUCUCUGGCCACCAAGCAAGCCCAUCUGAAGAGGAAAACUCAGUCCUUCUACAUAUCUUCAGCUAACACAGACUACUGCAGACCCUCUGUGAGGAACGUCAAAGAGGUUUAACUUUAGGGUCAGACCUCUCUCUGUCCACUCCUUGGGGGCGUCUCAAAUCCAAAUUGUAUUCGUCACGUGCUUCUAAAACAGCAGUGAAAUGCAUCUAUUUCAUGAAAAACUUCUCCAUAUAGGGCAGCACUUUGACCAGAGCUCAAAGGGACCAGGCUGUUUGUUGGCCAUCUAGCUGUGUGAUGUAUUUAUCAUGACUCUGCUCACCCUGGCUGACACUCUAUGGACUCUGGUCUAAAGUAGUGCACUGAAUAGGGUAGGUACCCUUUUGAGACAGUCAUACUCUCUCAGCUCUUUGCUGCUCAUCACUGUGUUAUAAUGAUAUAGGUGACUGUUGUAGAAGAUGUUCAGUGUGUUAGUAUAUACUACCUACCUGGAUGAUUCUAGACAUUUGUUGAAUAGACAGCAUGGGUUCUCUUCCCCUAACCGCUAGUGUUAGGAACGAUUGGGUUAGUGUACCGCUGUGGGAGGACGACUAGCUAGCCGUUGACAGAAACCAAGUCACAGUAUAGUAGUCCAUGAAUAAAGUGUCUACCACAGUAUAGAUGCGCUAUUAGAAUAUUUAAACAUUUCCUAUUCUCUCACGUUCUGUGAUUAACCCUAAUAUACUGAACAAACGCAACAUGCAACACUUUCAAAGAGUUUACUGAGUUACAGUUCAGGAAAUCAGUCAAUUGAAAUAAAUUCAUUAGGCCCUCAUCGAUUAGAUUUUACAUGACUGGGCAGGUUGCAGCCAUGGGUGGGCCUUAGAGGGCAUAGGCCCACCCACUUGGCAGCCAGACCCACCCGCUGGGGAGCCAGGCGCAGCCGAUCAGAAUGAGUAUAUACUCACAAAAGACAGAAAUACUCCUCAGCACCCCCCAGAUGAUCCAGCAGAUGAAGAAGCUGGAUGUGGAGGUCCUGGGUUGGCGUGGUUACUUGUGGUCUGCGGCCGGUUGGAUGUACUGCCCAAAUUGUCUAAAGCGACGUUGGAGGCGGUUUAUGGUAGAGAAAUAAACAUUCAAUUAUCUGGCAACAGCUGUGCUGGACAUUCCUACAGUCAGCAUGCCAAUUGCACGCUCCCUCAAAACACAAGACAUCUGUGGCUUUGUGUUGUGACACAACUGCACAUUUUAAGUGGCAUUUUAUUAUCCCCAGCACAAGGUGCACCUGUGUAAUGAUCAUGUUUGUUUAUCUUCUUGAUAUGCCAAACCUGUCAGGUGGAUUAUCUUGGCAAAGGAGAAAUGCUCACUAACAGGGAUGUAAACGAAUUUGUGCACAUGUGACAUUUCUGGGAUCUUUUAUUUCAGCUCAUGAAACAUGUGACCAACACUUUACAUGUUGCAUUUUAUAUUUUGGUUAGUGUAUUUGGGGGACCAUUCAAAUAGCUGCUGAGAUCACGGAGGUGGUCGGUCGGUGAGACCUCUAGUCCCCGUCCAGAGAUAAUAUAUAUUUAACAGUAGUGUGGUCGGUCGGUGAGACCUCUCGUCCCCGUCCAGAGAUAAUAUAUAUUUAACAGUAGUGUGGUCGGUCGGUGAGACCUUUAGUCCCCGUCAAGAGAUAAUAUAUAUAUUUAACAUCUGUGUGGUCGGUCGGUGAGUUUCCAUAGGCAUAACCACUCUGGGCUUUUUAUUUCUAAGGGAGUCUCUUCCCAGCCAAUAAAAUCAAACCAAAUGACAUGCCUAUGGUGGUCUCUCCCCAGCCCCAGCCAAUAAAAUCAAACCAAAUGUUAUGCCUAUGGUAGUCUCUGCCCCUCCCCAGCCAAUAAAAUCAAACCAAAUGUUAUGCUACUCCAAAUUUUUUGCCAGGUUUUUUUGUCUUCUAAAAUUGGAUUGGCUGGAAAACAGGGUACGGUCAGAGGUCAAAUGAUUUGGUGUGUUUUAGCCACUUGUUUACUAUGAUGUAUUCAGAUCAUUUCUGUGCCUGGUGCCAUGUCAUUCUAUGGACCUGUAGCAGAUUGGCAAGAACUUGAUGAGGAAUUGAUAUGGGGAUUCUAGAAGCAGUUUUUUGAUGAAUUGAUAUGGGGAUUCCAGAAGCAGUUUUUUUUUCUUCUUGGUUCCUAGCUGACCAAUAGGAUCUCAGAAUGGUGGGAUGUGAUUGCGUACAUGCUGCAUCUAACACCAUCCAUUAUAUUCUAGUAUAUAUAUAACAAUGUUUUUCCAGGAAUAUUAUCUUAAAGAUUUUUAUUUCUUUUGUAUGUAAUAUUGACUAUCUCCUGUCCGGAUCAGAAUAGAUCACAUGACCUCCUAGACCAGUUAGGUCCGGAUCAGACCAGAUAGAUGGACCUCCUAGACCAGUUAGGUCUGGAUCAGACCAGAUAGAUGGACCUCCUAGACCAGUUAGGUCUGGAUCAGACCAGAUAGAUGGACCUCCUAGACCAGUUAGGUCCGGAUCAGACCAGAUAGAUGGACCUCCUAGACCAGUUAGGUCUGGAUCAGACCAGAUAGAUGGACCUCCUAGACCAGUUAGGUCUGGAUCAGACCAGAUAGAUGGACCUCCUAGACCAGUUAGGUCUGGAUCAGACCAGAUAGAUGGACCUCCUAGACCAGUUAGGUCCGGAUCAGACCAGAUAGAUGGACCUCCUAGACCAGUUAGGUCUGGAUCAGACCAGAUAGAUGGACCUCCUAGACCAGUUAGGUCUGGAUCAGACCAGAUAGAUGGACCUCCUAGACCAGUUAGGUCUGGAUCAGACCAGAUAGAUGGACCUCCUAGACCAGUUAGGUCUGGAUCAGACCAGAUUGUCCUUCUCGACCAGAAUAGCACUUUUACUGUACCAAUGUAUUGUUUUGAAGUUCCUUCUUUACUCAUUUAAUUUAAAUUCUUAAAUAUUUUGUUCCACGUCGUGAAGUUAAUGUGGUGUAAUGGUAUCCUAGAGUUAAUCGUGUGUGUUAGAGCUUGGGGUUUGGAAGCAGGUGUCAGCAAAGCACAUCUUUCUGAAUGUACAGGGUAUAAUGGUUUUAAAAUAUCUUAUUUCAAGUGCAAUCUAAAUCUAUAGACAAAGAAUUUUAAUGCCCCUUUAAAAUAAUUAUUUAUUCACGCACAAUAUCCAUACACGGUCUGCCUAGAGACAACACAUGGAUGCAUUAUCAUUCAUACACAAAUCCUACAGACACACUCCCAAUCUGCAAUUUUCUAAUUGAUUUAUUUUCUGACCCCUUGUACCAACUGUGGUAGAAAGAUCAGAAUUAUAACAAGUUUGACAUGACUAACGUCAAUAUCAACCUCUCAUUAAGUGUUCAUUUGGACCAUACGGAUACCGUGAGGAAGGAAUGGUGUGUAAGCUAUAAUUUUUGUUUAUUUUUUAAUGACAAUAAAAUUAUCUAUUUUGAA